Molecule: messenger RNA, 2521 nt
Organism: Epinephelus lanceolatus (giant grouper)
Lineage: Eukaryota; Metazoa; Chordata; Actinopteri; Perciformes; Serranidae
Gene: tfr1b
Product: transferrin receptor 1b
Biological process (GO): intracellular iron ion homeostasis; iron ion transport
Cellular component (GO): external side of plasma membrane
Source: RefSeq, a predicted model, not a curated record
GCACGACCCUAUAAGGACACGGCUGAGCAACGCUCCGGCAAGAAGACGCGGGUAGUCUCAGCGGUGAUAAGCUUCUUCCACUGUCUGUCUUUGGAACAACAGCAACAAUGGAUCGAGUGAGGGCUGCGUUUAACAGCGUGACUAAAAGUGAGCGCUACAGCAGGUUUACUCUGCAGCCGGCGGAGGAUGGAGAAAGACACGUUGAAGUCAAACUGUCAGAUGAUGCCACAGAGGUGGAGGACCAGGCAGGGGGAUCUCCCAGCUUCAGGCCAGCACCUCCGCGUAACAGCCGGAGGAUAGUUUGUUACCUGGCCCUGGGGACCGUGCUGAUAUUUGUCACCGGCUACGUGCUCGGUUACCUCAGCCAUCAUGGGACUCGGGUGGAGCAGGUAACGUGUGACACAGAGCUGGAAACAGAAGAUCCGCAGGACACUAUGUCAGCUGUUGUUGCACCAGCUCCAGACGCACAGAUGGACUGGAAGGAUGUCACCCAGCUCCUCGCGCAGAAACUCACCAGCAAGGCCUUCAAAAAAACUCUGAGUGACUUUGAUCGUCCCAGCCGUUUUGCAGGAAGUGAUGGAGAUACGAGUCUGGGAAACCGCAUCUUUGAUGAAUUCCAGAAACUGGAGAUGGAUCCCUGGACUGACAUCCACUACGUUCAGCUGCAGACACCAGACAGCAAGCGUCCAAACCGGGUCGUUUUUGGUUCAGAUAACUUUGCGCCUAAAGGGUAUCUGGCCUACAGUGCUACUGGGAAAGUUGAGGGUAAGCUGGUGUAUGGCAACUACGGCCGUCAGGAGGAUCUGGAUGAUCUGCAAAAGAUGGACAUUGAGAUGAAAGAUAGUGUGUUGCUGCUCCGAGCUGGAAACAUCACUUUUGCAGAGCAGGUGAAUAAUGCUGCCAAGAAGGGUGCUGCUGCUGUUUUAAUCUACCCUGACCGUCAAGAUUUCGACUAUGUUGCAGACACAGCACUCUAUGGGCAUGUCCAUCUGGGUUCAGGCGACCCUUACACCCCUGGAUUCCCCUCCUUCAACCACACCCAGUUCCCUCCAACGAAAUCGUCCGGACUCCCAAAAAUCCCAGCACAGACUAUCAAUGCCAACAUGGCUUCAGCUCUUCUAAAGAACAUCGGAGGUCCUGUAGCUGGUGACAAAUUUAAAGGCGCCCUCCUGUCAGUGGAUUACAGAUUGGGAGGCAGCAAGAACAUCUCUGUUGAGGUGAACAACGUGCUGGUCAACAGGGAGAUCCACAAUGUGUUUGGAGUCAUCAAAGGAUUCACUGAUCCUGAUCGCUACCUUGUACUGGGAGCUCAGAGAGACGCCUGGGGUAAAGGUUACGCCAAAGCCACCGUUGGGACCUCCGUGCUGAUUGAGCUGGCCAGGGCUUUUCACGAGAUGGUGGAGAAAGAUGGGUUCAGGCCCAGGAGAAGCCUGGUGUUUGCAAGCUGGAGUGCUGGAGAGUAUGGAAGUGUUGGCGCCACCGAGUGGUUGGAGGGUUAUAUGUCUAAUAUUGACAAACGUGUUAUUACCUACAUAAACCUGGAUGGAUUGGUCCUGGGUCGAGGAAGCUUUAUGGCUUCAGCAAGUCCGCUGCUCUACAGUCUCAUUGAGAGCACGAUGAAAGAGGUGAAGAGUCCAGUUGGUACUGGAACUGUGUACGAUAUGGUGGGAAAAACCAGCUGGACCAAAACACUGAGGCCGAUGUCAAUAGACGACCCCGCCUAUCCCUUCCUGGCCUUCUCUGGAAUUCCCUCCAUCUCUUUCCACUUCAUCUCUCCCAACGAUUUGACCUAUGAUUACUAUGGCACCAACCUGGACAACAUGGAUCACCUCAAUUACAAAACAAACCAGCGCACCAGUGAAAUGGUGGCCGUGGCGGCACAGUUUGCCGGCCAGAUGGCUAUGCGGCUAGUCCACGACCACCUGCUCAACCUGGAUAUAGGUCGAUACAGCGGCAUCCUCACCAAGGCUGUGUUCCAGGUCUACAAACACGUCAAUCAGCUCUCACAGUCUGGUCAGCUGAAGGAAGUCGAUCCCAACUGGCUGAACCGUGCACGCGGCUCCUUCCAACGUGCUGCAAGCGGCAUCAAGAAUGACAUCAUCAACACUGACUUGAAUGACAAGGAGGCCUGUCGGAUCCUCAACGACAGGAUUAUGAGUGUUGAGCACGGCCUCCUCUCUCCAUACGUGUCCCCCGUUGAGACUCCCUUCCGUCACCUCCUGCUGGGUCGGGGCUCCCACACUUUGGCAUCCAUCGCCACAGCCACCGAUCCGGAUCAUCUCCACACUCAGCUGGCUCUUGCCACCUGGAACCUGCAGGGCUGUGCCCACGCCAUGGUGGGAAACAUCUGGGACAUCGAUGAAGCCAUCUAAAGAAGGAGGGCCGAGAGUUGUGAGGUGUUGAGUGUGUGUGUUGUUCAAGAUGAAAUCUGAGGUAGAGCAGAGGGAGGAGCUCCAAUAUCAGCACUUAAGCACAAGCUGUCAAUCAGAAGUUUAAGCCUCACCCUUUAAAAACAGGAUCC